Strongylocentrotus purpuratus (purple sea urchin) is the source of this 2232-nucleotide messenger RNA. RefSeq names its product SNF1-related protein kinase catalytic subunit alpha KIN11. Gene Ontology annotation, cellular component: cytoplasm. Gene Ontology annotation, molecular function: protein serine/threonine kinase activity; ATP binding. Lineage: Eukaryota; Metazoa; Echinodermata; Echinoidea; Camarodonta; Strongylocentrotidae. The record is from RefSeq and is a predicted model, not a curated record. Gene Ontology annotation, biological process: protein phosphorylation; intracellular signal transduction. The coding region runs from base 161 to 2053 and encodes 630 amino acids. The transcript is spliced from 11 exons.
AAGAGCUCAUUAUCCAAACAGCAUAAUCCCGGCUUCAACAAAAGUCAGUAUAUUUCGCGAAGAAACAUCCUUAAAAACUAUACUAAAAUACCCAUUGUCUUGUAAUUCAAGUAGGAAACUUUUAUAAAAAUUAUACAUCUUCCAUAAUUAAAAAAAAAUCAUGACUAAAGGUAAAAAGAAGAUAGAAAAGGAUAUGGAACCUCGGAAGGAUGACCAAGUUCUCUAUACCGAUGAGGUACCGAGUUUGACCAAGAAAGGAAACCUGUAUCUACCGAACAAGAAAGGCUCGCCCCUCGAUACACUGGGCUUAGAUCUUUUGAUGGGGAAUGUGAUGAACAGAGGACAAUACUGUAAGGUGAUACAUGUUUACAGUAAGAAGCGGAACUGUGAUUUUGCUCUGAAGAUCUUCUGCAAGUUGUCGGCUCCUGACAUCGUGAAGAAAAAGUUCUUCCCGCAGGAGAUUCUCAUCAUGAAGAAACUAAGCCAUGAUCACGUGUUGGGAUUGGUCGAGGUACUUCUCACCAACCGUAAUGGAUACCUCUUGAUGGACUUCAUGCCUAAUGGAAGUCUUCGUUCAUACAUUAACAAACAAGACCAUGGUCAUCUAUCGGAACCCGAAGCUCGAUUUCUGUUUCAUCAGCUCCAGUCGGCCAUCGCCUAUCUUCAUUCCAUGGACAUCGUCCACCGGGAUGUCAAGUGCAGUGUCCUACUCUUGGACAAAGAUUAUCGGCUGAAGUUAAGCGAAUUUCAGUUUGCAACAAACUGCGCAGACGGUGAGAAGCUAACGGAAGCUUGUGGGUCGAUGGGAUAUGUAGCCCCUGAGAUACUUGAAGGUGAUCCAUAUGAAGGAAAACCUGUUGACCUAUGGAGUAUGGGUGUGACGUUGUUUGCUAUGCUGUGUGGUCGACUACCUUACCACGAGGACUGUCUAGAUAUCCUACUCGAUUCCAUCUAUAAUCCUCAAGAGAAACUCUGCUUUCCAAACUCUGUCUCAAAAGACUGUCGUGCCUUCGUGCACGCAUUGCUGGUUCCCCAGCCUCAAAAGAGAGCCAAGUUCAGCGACCUUGCUAAAAUGGAGUGGCUAGUUCACCCCACCAUCACAGCACAUUCACUUUUAACGUCAGCUCCUACUAUGACGUCACAAUAUAAGAGUGGAGGAGCGGACGACGGCUGUGUGCCUGCUUCGUCGGGUGCUUCGCUCGAUGCGAUGCUGCAAUCUUGCAGUAAGAAAGGCAAGCAAUCAGUAUCGUUCGAUACCAAUGUCGAGCAUGGAUUUUCCGAAUCUCAGAAAGAGGCGGGAAAGAAAGAAGACGGGAAUGCCGUCGUUACGGACGUAUUGAAAGCAGUUGCUAUCAGACAUGCAACGGGAGAGAGUCCAAUGAGCGUCCACAAAAAUCUGGACACGCCCAUUGGUCACGGUCCUCAUCAUUUUGCACCCGACACUAUAGGCCUGAAGGGACCAGCUGCGCGUCGGAUCAGUGCGCAGCUUAGUCAAACGAAUGUGAAUUUGAAUCAAUCACAUCAACACCAUCACAACGCUCAUCCGACGUCGGCGUUGAAGGCCAGCGUCACCAGAGUCGGCCAUCACGGCGGCGGCCAUCACGGCCUAGGCCCGCGUAAGGCGAACUGGCAGGCUGAGGGCGGUGCUGCCAACGUUGCGGUAUCGCGGAAAAACAGUCUUCUAAUGCAGACGGCGAAUUCAUGUGGGGUGUCCAAUCUAGGACGCGGUUCAAUCGCUCUCCACUGCGGUAAAAUACAACCGGGCGGUUCAACGAUUAAUCUGUCAUCAGUCGAUUUGAGUUCGUAUAACGCCCGUUGCCAGGAGAAAGAUCGUGAGCAUGAGCUACACGAUCUCCAAUAUUCGACGGGGUCAAAGAUCGCCCAUCUAGCAGGCGCGAAGCACCACCGAGCGGCCGAAACCACCCGAAUAAACUCGAUCUUCACCGAGGACAUGAAGGCCCAGCAGGAGCCGAAUGCUUUGAAACCCGAAGAGCAAGAAAUGCUCGAUUCUUUCCGAUCGCAAUGUGAUACUAUGAAACAUCUCGUUGCAUAACGUCGAGAUUACUACUAAAUGAAUUAACAAACUCUGCAAAUAAAUGAAACAACUGUACUGAUGUUAGGCCUACUUGUUCACCUUUAAAAAAAAAAACAUGUACAAAUAUUGCUCAUGUACAAUGGCAUAAUAGUUGUAAGUCAUGAACAGUAACAGUCAUACUCUAACUCUAAAUUAUA